Messenger RNA from Antrostomus carolinensis (chuck-will's-widow), 892 nucleotides. RefSeq names its product adenylate kinase 8 (gene AK8). Gene Ontology annotation, molecular function: ATP binding; nucleobase-containing compound kinase activity. The transcript is spliced from 9 exons. The annotation marks the transcript as partial. Gene Ontology annotation, biological process: nucleobase-containing compound metabolic process. Lineage: Eukaryota; Metazoa; Chordata; Aves; Caprimulgiformes; Caprimulgidae. The record is from RefSeq and is a predicted model, not a curated record.
AUGCUUGAAGAACUAUUAAUUCAUAAGCCAGAUGAUCCCAUUCAGUAUAUGAUAAACCAUUUAAAGCAAAACAAUGAUGAUGCUCCAAGAAUUUGUGUACUUGGGCCACCUGCUUCUGGGAAAACUACAGUUGCAAUGUGGCUUUGUAAACAUUUGGAUGCCAUACGUAUCUCUCAGGAGACUUUGUUAUUCAAGGAAAUAUUAGCGCUGACAAAGGAAGCAAAGGCAUAUAAAGAAAGAAAACAGAAAAUUCCCAACGCGCUUUGGGCCAAUCUGAUCCAGGAACGUCUGUCAAACGUGGACUGCAUCAAACAAGGAUGGAUUUUGGAAGGCUUCCCUGAAAAUCGGGAACAGGCAUGGAUGCUGCAAUCAUCUGGCAUCAUUCCUAGGCAUGUUGUUGUGCUUUAUGCUCCAGACACUGUGCUGAUUGAGCGGAACACUGGGAAAAGGCUUGAUCCCUUCACAGAAGAGGUGUACCAUACAACCUUUGACUGGCCAAGUGAUCUGUUGGUACAGCAACGUUUGGUGAAACCAGAAGAUCUGUCUGAACUGGAGAUGUCAAAGAAACUGCUGGAAUACCACAGAAACUUCCCUGGCGUUUUCCAGAGCUACCAAAAAGUUUUGAAAUCGAUCAACGCAGACCAGCCUUCUGUGGAUGUUCUCUCACAGGUUCUUACCUAUGUCCAAACACGGCACCGAUCAGCCGCCCCCUUUACACCACGGAUUCUCUUUUGUGGACCCCCAGGCAGUGGGAAGAGCCUGCAGGCAGCACUAAUAGCUCAGAAAUAUGGUGUUGUCAAGAUUUGCUGUGGGCAACUGCUAAAGGAAGCAGUUGCAGACAAGACAAAACUUGGAGAACUCGUUAAGCCUUAUAUUGACAAUGGAUACCCAG